AUCCCUAGUUAGCUUAAAUUAAUUUUCAUCUAUUAGUUGGUAAUAUUUCAACCAUGGAGCGAGAAUAAUCAUAGGGAAAUCGAUAUCUCUUUUUCAUCGAUACAUCGAUUCCUCGGUAUCGAUGUGCAAUAUGUAUAUGUGUAAUAUGUACGUGGAACAUAACCUAUCAUGAAAUGCCACGUACUGUUUAUCUGUAAUUUACGUACGUAGAAUGUCUCGAAGAUUUUUUCAUUUAUCGUGACAGUGGCUUAUAACCAAAAUAGUAACAGUAUAAUAGAAUUGUUUAGUUCAAUAUAUCAUCGUUAUAUACUACAUAUAGCUACAAUGGCUUCCUCAAGACGUUUCAAACUGUUGUUUUAUUCUCUCGGCAUUUUUGUAUGUUAUUUUCAUUUUGGCAUGUUGCAAGAGAAGAUUACACGAGGACAAUACGGAGAUGAAAAAAGCAGUGAAAAGUUUACGUAUAUGUUUACGUUAGUUUUCUUCCAGUGUCUAAUUAAUUAUUUAUUUGCUAAGACUAGUUUACUAACGAUUAUGAAACAGGGCGAGGAUACUACUCCAAAAACUUAUUAUGCACUCUCUGCCCUCACUUAUUUACUUGCCAUGGUAUGCAGUAACAUGGCAUUACAAUUUGUCAGUUAUCCAACACAAGUGAUUGGAAAAGCUGGUAAACCGAUUCCUGUGAUGAUACUUGGUGUACUACUGGGGAACAAGGUUUAUCCAAUUAGGAAGUACUUGUUUGUAUUCUUAAUAGUCAUUGGCGUAGCUUUAUUUAUGUACAAAGACGUGAAUCCAUUGAAAAAACAUUCCGAGGGACAAACAGGCUUUGGAGAACUAUUGUUAUUACUUUCAUUAACAAUGGAUGGUCUAACUAGCGCUGUACAAGAAAGAAUGAGAUCUGAACACAAUCCCAAAUCUGGCCAUAUGAUGUUGAAUAUGAAUGGCUGGUCUGUGAUGUUUAGUGGCAUUGUCAUCCUUGUCUCUGGAGAGCUUGUAGAAUUUAUUCAGUUCUUACAGAGAUACCCUUUUACUAUAUGGCAUAUAACUACCUUUUCUAUAGCAGGAGCGUUUGGACAAUACUUCAUAUUUCUCACCGUUGCAGAAUUUGGUCCAUUACCAUGUUCUAUUAUAACAACGACUAGAAAAUUCUUUACAGUCUUAGGUUCAAUACUUAUCUUUGGUAAUAGUUUGACCUCUAGGCAAUGGUUAGGUACGUUUAUAGUAUUUUCGGGGCUGUUUCUAGAUGCUAUGUACGGUAAAGACAAGUCUCCUAGAAAAGAUGUAACGAAGUAGCAAAUGAACGUGGGCACGUUACCUGAGAGAUCUUAACUCUUUAAAUAGAGGGUGAUUUCUUAUUUUGAAACUUAUUUGUGCUGUUGGUCGCGUUAUGGUGAAAUUUAAGCUUAAGAACGUCACACCAUAAACAAUUAUGUGUACUGUCUUCGGCUUCCUAUCCUUUAAUUUCGCUAUCGGCGUUUACAAAUAUAUACACGUACAAAUUCUUUUUUUACGGAUAUAUACAGUAACAGCUAUAUGCUAACAUAUACUUUAUAGAAUAACGUUAAAACCUUACGUAUUACUGCAUAGCAAUGUCUGUGGUUUAUUUUCAAGUUGUUAUUCUGCUAUACAUAUUUUUAUUAUUUUUAUAAUGACUGAAUGUAUGAGAGUACGUAACAUCGAAUUUAAUUUUAUUCACUGUAUGUAAGUGUAUGGCUACCACUGUAUAUCAUACACGUGUGUGUGAUGCGCGUAUGUAUUAACCAAUCAAAAUAACAUACAUUUGUACGCAUAACGUUCCACAUAUACUUCCUUCGUUUUAUAUCUCUGUGGCAGUUUCAUUCGAAUAUCUGACACAAGUUCUUUUCCCGAAUCAUAUCAUACGUAAGCGCCAUAUACGGGAAAAGAAUGUGGACGGUAUCAUGGCAAUGUACAUGAUAAAAAAAAAAUCGAUUAUUAUAUAUGUAAUAAAGAGAAACUACAAUCA
Frieseomelitta varia is the source of this 1981-nucleotide messenger RNA. It is a transcript of the gene meigo, whose product is annotated as solute carrier family 35 member B1. Bases 325 to 1290 code for a protein of 321 amino acids. The record is from RefSeq and is a predicted model, not a curated record. Gene Ontology annotation, biological process: UDP-galactose transmembrane transport. Gene Ontology annotation, cellular component: endoplasmic reticulum membrane; Golgi membrane. Gene Ontology annotation, molecular function: UDP-galactose transmembrane transporter activity; UDP-glucose transmembrane transporter activity. The transcript has 2 exons. NCBI's taxonomy places the organism in Eukaryota, Metazoa, Arthropoda, Insecta, Hymenoptera, Apidae.